This is a messenger RNA of Paramecium pentaurelia, 2123 nucleotides long. Lineage: Eukaryota; Ciliophora; Oligohymenophorea; Peniculida; Parameciidae. The record is from the annotation of a GenBank genome assembly.
AUGACAUCUUUUGUUUAAUCAACAUUUGCAAUAUCUGCAAAGCCGAAUUUUGAAUUUUUAUAGAAUUAGGUUGAAUCUGAUUCAGAUAAUGAAGAAUAAAAAUAGAAAUUAUAAUAAAUGCAUGAACAUUAGAAGGAACACAAAAAAUUUAAGAAAUUAAUUGAUAUUGAAUUGGUGAAGGAAGAAUUGAAAAACAGGCCUAAUGUUGAAAUGAAAAUAAGUUCAAUUUAAAAGAAAAAAAUUUCUAAGAUAAAAAGUGUCCGUUCUCUAAAUGAUCUUAUUAUUCCCACAUCUCCAAUUUUGAUAGAUCAAUUAGGAAACUUGAAGAAAAUAAAAGAGAUACGUUCAGAAGUACCUCCAGAAUUGAUGGGAAGAAUUUACUCAGAACUUAGGUAAUUUUUAACAAACGAUUAUGAGAUAUGAAUUUGUACCAGCCUUAAAUCCAGUGUAUCGAUAGGGAGAUUAGAAUAAAAGAUUUUACAUUAUACUAGAAGGUAAGGUAGUAGUGAUGAAACCGAAAUUAAAGAUGGUGGGGUCCAGUAAAAUAGAAUUUGAUGAUAAUUUGUAAUAAAAAACACAAGGGAAAAAUGAUGAUGAUCCAUUUGGAUUGAAAAUUCUCUUUCCAGAUUACAUCAUAUUAAAAAUCUUAUUUCAAGGAGAGUAAGUAUAUAUUUAUUGAUUUUUUAGUUGUUUUGGUGAAGCAGCUAUCAAAUUAGAUACUGCAAGAUCAUCUACAGUAUUUACAUUGGAAGAUACUCAUUUAUUAUAUAUAAAUGAAACUGCUUAUCUUGAAUAUUUAAAUCCUUAUUUAAGUAUAGCUUUAGAUAAUAAAAUUUAAUAUUUUGGAUAGACUCCACUCUUUCGAAAUAUCGAUCCAGAAGAUUAUAUGGGUAUAGUAUUGGAAAGCAAAUUGGUGACUAUGAAGGCAGGAGAGAUAGUUUAUGAUGAAGGGGAGAAAACUAAAUAUAUAUACUUUAUAAUUAAUGGGGAAAUUGAAUUGUUGAAAUAAGUAAAAAAGAAAUCGAUAAUAUUGUCUUCAUAUGGAGAAUUUCAAAGUUUUGGGGAGGUUGAGAUUAUGAAUAAAAUAAAUAGAUAUACAAAAGCCAAAGUGAUUUCUCCAAGAUUAAAUUGUUAUAGGAUUAGAAAAAGAAUGUUUUUUGAUAAUUUAGGUAGUUAUGGAACUUAUGAAAAUAUGAAAAAACAUUCAGCUAUAAUUUAUAAACAUUGGUAAUUAAUUUGUAAUGCUGUUUAAAAAUCAAUUAAUCCAAGAGAUGAAGUAUAUUAAUCCUUAUAUUCAAUAGGUUUAUGAAGCUGCUUAAGAUGACAAUUAAAAUAAACCAAAUUUCUUAGCAAAAUACAUUUUAAAUAAAAAACUCAUAGAGUCUCAAGGUUAGAAAUUAAGUCAAAUAAAAGUAUUUUAGAAUUUGACUGAUUCAAAUUUAAAAGAUUUAAAAAACUUUAGUAAUGAUAGUUAAAAUCUUCUAUAAAGAGUAUAUAGCAACACACUUUAAUAAUAUUAAGCUAAAUUAUUAAAGAAACCUUAAAUGGUUAUUUGUGAUUCUGAUGCAUCUUGUAUAAGAAAUCUAAAUCAAAACAAAUAACCAACAAAUACAAGUAUUAACCAUGACAAUAAUUCAACUACAAGUCCAUUAAAUGAAAAUAGUGUUGAUCUUAAAUUAAGCUCGAAUAGAUCAUCUGUCAUAAUUAAAAGGGAGAGUUAAUAAAAGAUUAUUCUUCCAUCUCUACAUCCUUCUUUACAUUUGGUUGGACCUUAACCUUAAUCUUUAAAUACAGUAUUAGAAUCUAUAAGUAAAUUGCCUCGAGUUCCAAAGGAUAAUUUGGUGUUAUCAUUAAUGUAUUAAUAAGCUUACAAAGCUGAGAAUCCUGCUAAAAAGGCUAAAGAAAUUUAGCAAGUAAUUCAAGCUUCAUAUAGAAAUGUUUAAAAUAGAUUUUAACCUAAACAACAUCAUUUAACAGAAAUUCAACCUUCACCUUCAUCAAAUGAGCAUAGAAUGAAAAAGAACUUAUAAAUUUCAGGAUUGUUGAGUAUGAGAUCAUAAAAAAAAUAGUAUCUAAAUUUUGUACAUCCAAAAAGGAUAGUUGGAAUUAGUCAAAUCAAUUGA